AUGCUUCCAUUGGGGUACAUUGCUUUGUAAUAUUUAGUUUUUAGUGAUUUAAAUGCUUAGAAUUUGAGAAACUACAAAGGUGAAUUACAAAGGAAUCGAAGUGCAAGGAAAUUAUGGUAAAAUGAUUAGAAAAGUCCAAGAGCAAAUGUACAAUAGAAAAAGUAUUGAUUAAAUAUUGAUUAUGAAGAGUGAGAAAAAAGAGUACUUUAAAGUUUGAAAAUGUUUAAGAUGACAUUAUUCAAAUUUAAAUGGCUUCUGAUGAAAGUUAUGAAAUGGAUAUCAAUGAGGAGAUAGAAAUUGAUAAAAAUGCUAUGUUUAGAGGAAUACAAACUGAAAUCAGUCCUGAUAGAAGGAAAACCUUCAAAGCGAAGCAUUGGUAAAUUUAUAAAACUCUUCAAUAAUACAUGGAUGAAGAGUUGAUUGAUGAAGACAAAGAAGAUAUUCAAGAGUAGACACCAACUCCUUUAAUUAGAUAAAAUCAAAAAUUAGCACCUGAUGAGAUAAUAUUUUAAAAGAAUUUAUAAAUUCCAGAUAUUAUAGAUGAAUUUACAAAAUUAUAUGAAGUUGAUCCUCAUAAUGAUAAUUAUAAUUUAUAAUUAGUACAUGUAGAAGGUUGGGAAGAAAUUUGGUUGAAUCAUAAAUUUUAUAAAGAUACAUAUAUAUUACUAUAGUUGAGAAAGUUAAUUGUAACAUUUUUUAAUUCAAUUUCAUUAAUUUGUUAUAAAAUAACAACCAAUAUAGUAUCGAACUUUAUAAUGCUAUUAUUAGUAUCAAUAAAUAUGGUAUUGUAUAUAACUAAAUUUUAUGAUGAUGUUUAUAUUACAUAUAAAUAAUUAUUUGAUGGUUGGUCAUUAAGUAAUAAAUAUUAAAUUAUAAAAUAGUAUUCUUUUGGAUUUAUGUAGUAGAACAUGGUAUAAAAAUAGUUGGAUUAGGAUUAGUUUAGUUUUUUAAAGUAUUUUGGAAUUGUUACGAUUUAGUUAAUGUAAGAUAUUAAAAAAGUAUAAAGCUUAUUCUUUUUGGAUUGUACAUAUAUGGUAGUUUGUCAUUUGAUUUUUCACCCUUAAGAGCAAUGAGAAUAUUGAUUUAAUUAGCAAAGAUAUCUUCAUAAUUAUAAAAGACAUUAAAAGCUUUAACAGAAUCAUUAAAGUAUAUGAUGGAAGCAUCUUUGGUAGUAUUAAUAUUUUGUAUAUUCUUUGCAAAUGUUGGCGUUCAUUUAUUUAGUUAAUUAUUAUUGAAUAAAUGUUUUUAUAUUGAGGAAGGGAUAUAGGAUUUAAAUUAAAAUAUUUGUGGUUGGGUAAAUUGUCCUAAUAAUAUGAAAUGUUUUAAAUCUUUAAAUAAUGUUGAUAGUGCUACUAAUUUUGAUAAUUUCUUUUUUGCUUUUGCAUAAAUCAUACGUACAAUUACAAUGGAUAAUUGGACAGAUGUUAUGUAUUAUACUAUGUAUACAUUAAGUCCAAUGACAUGGAUUUAUUUUGUUUUGGUUAUAUUUAUUGUAGGUAUAAUAUUAUUAUUAAAUUAAUAUAGGAUUUUUUGCAUUUAAUUUAAUUAUUGCUGUUUUGAAAACAUAUUAUUCUUAAAUUGUAUCUAAUUAUUAAGAAGAUAAAGAAGAAUUAUCAAAUAAAUAAUCAUAUAUAGAACCAUUAAAUUUAAGAUUUAUUAAAAAUAUUGGAUUGUAUAAUUAAAUUAAAACAUUAUAAAAAAUACGCAAAAGAUUCUCUCAAUAAUCACUUAAUUAAUCUAAUAUUUCAUAAAUUAAAUCAAUUGAUAAUUUAAUAUUUUCACCAAAAGGUAGUUAAUUGUUACAAAAAUCUUAAAAAGUAAAGUCAUAAUUUACAAAUGGAUUUGGUUAAAUUAAUAAAUUAUAGAAAAUGAUAAGAAGAGCUAAGACUGUAAAAGAGAAGAAAAAAUAAUAACGAUUAAUCUUAUCAGCUAGAUAAUAAAGAUUAUUAUAAAAGAGAGAGAAUGAAGAAAUGGGUAUAUUUAAUAAUAAUGAAUAAAGCAUUUUUGAUAAAUGUAAUUUGAAAGCUAUUUUAUAACCAUAAAGAAAUUUUAAUAUUGAAUAAUCAAAAUAUGAAUAGGCAGUAUAAGGAGAUGUUAAAGGUAAAAAAAUAUUAAUGAGUUUAAAAUAUAAUGAUGUAUUGGCAUGGAAAUUAGAUUUAAAAUACUCACCAUAUCAUUCUACAUCAAAAAGAGAUGUAAUAAGUGAAUUAAAGGAGAUAUUGGAAAAAGAGAAAAAACUCAAAGAAUAAUAUGAAAAAGUUAAAAGACAUAAUUUGAAAUAAUAUUAUAUGUUAGAUAUCUAUGAUAAAUAAAAGGAAAAGAUAACAUCAUAAUAAUUAUAAUCUUCAGAUAAUGGACAUCCAUCUAUUUAAAGACUUUAUAGCAUUAAAUAUGAUAUUAAUACAAGAAGUAGAGAUUAAAGUACUGCUUCAAAAAUCAAAUAGAAAUUUCCAAUUAAAAUUAGUAAAAGAAUGUUUACUUCUGAAUUGGACAUGGAUAAUUCAAAAAAUGAAAUACCUAGUAACAAAUCUACAAUAACUCGUAAAUCUUAUUUUGAUCAAUUAAGAAAACAAAGAUAAUUCUUUUAAAAGUCUCAAACUAGAAUGGCAAGAGGUACUUCAGAUGGUUUUAUGGAAUUUCCAGAAUGGUAAGAGGGAUAAUCUUAUAUAAUUAUAAAUGAUAUAAAGUGGAAUCAUGAAGCAUGUUCAAUAUUAAUAAAUAGAAAGAUUAAUGAUUUAGAUGAUGAAGAUGAUUUAGAGGAUGAUUAAAUUAUAGAUUUGGAUUGGAUGGAUUAAAAUUAUGAACACUUUGUUAAAAUAAGAGUAAUUUAUUUUAUAUAAAUUUAUAGAAAAAAGAAUUAGAAUAAGGAUAUAUAAGGAGACAUAAUAUUUCAAUACUUAAUAUAUUGAGAAAUGUAAGUAAAAGUAAAUUGAUAGCAAUACUAAAAUAACUUAAUAAACAUUAAUAUAAUAUUUGGAUAUAAGGAUUUUAUGGUUAUUGGAUUGUUAUUUAAUUUAAAUUACAUUAAUUAUUAGAAGAAAAGACUGUCUCAAUUAUUUUUGAUUUAUAUACUAUGAUAAAUUUUUUUAUUCUUUGUUCAGAUGGUUAUUUAAGUUCUGAUUUGGUUGAUUAAAUCAAUUCAGUUAUGACAUUCUUAUUAUUGGGUGAAAUCAUUUUAAAGAUUAUAGGAUAUGGAAUUCAAGAUUUUAGUAAAAAGACUAGUAAUAAAUUGGAUGCCUUUGUUCUUGUAUUAUGUUUAUUAUAAUAUUUUAUUUCAAUCACUUAACCAUUUUGGUUGGUAUAAUAUAGUAGUGAAAUUAAAGUAUUAAGAGCAUCAAAAGCAUUUAUGUUAUAUAGAGUUAUUAAAUAUAAUAAAUUUAUAGUAAGAAUAAUGAAGAUUGCUUAAUUAACAAUGAAAUCAUAUAUAAAUAUUACAUUUUUAAUGUUUUAUGUUAUUUUUAUGUAUGCUAUAAUGGGAUUAUAAUUUUUUGUGAAUAAAUUUGAUGAAUCAUAAAGAUUAGCUUAAUUACAUUCAUUUAAUAGCAUAGGAAAAUCAUGGAUGACUGUAUUUAAUACAAUUACAAAUGAUGAUGCAGUUGGAAUGUUAAAAGUAGCUACAUAAUAUACUGAUACAUGGAUUGGAUUGUUAUUUUAUAUAACAAUGGUAUUUGGAUUGAAUUAUUUAAUAUAUGGUUUAGUGAGUGCAGUAUUAUUGGAUGCAUUUUCAUCAGAAUUAGAAAAAGGGAAUUAAUAUGAAGAAAAGAGAGAAAGAAUAUUAUAAAAAUUAGGAAUACAAGAGAAUAUUAAUCAUAAUGAUACUCAAUUAGAUACUUUAUCAUCAUAUAAAAAUGAGAAGGAAUAAAAUGAAGAUAUACUUAAUGAUAUAAAACUUUAAUAAUAAUAAUUUAUUAAAAGAUAAACACUUAAUAGCAAAAAAAGUAUUUAUUAAUAAGUACCUGAAACAGUUAAACAUAUAUUUAGUAAAUAGAAAUCUUUAGAAAUAUAGUAUUAUAAAGAUAUUGAAUGCGAAUAUUCUUUAUUCAUAUUUCAUUUUAAUAAUUAAUUUAGAAAGUUUUGUUAUAGAACAACUUAAUCUUUUAUUUUCAAAUUGAUAUUGAAUAGUUCCAUUUGUUCUUCAGUAGCUACUAUGAUUAUAAUAUCAUUUGAUGAUAAUUUACCAUCUUUACAUACAAAUAAUUUAAAUACAUUUUAUGAAUUUCAUUUAUUAGCUGUUAAUCUAAUCAUUGCAAUUACAUAUAUUUUAGAAAUUAUAUCAUAAGGAAUGUUAUUGGAUUAAGGAGCAUUCUGUAGAGAUAUUUGGAGAUUCAUAGAUAUCAUAUAUUUACUUAGUUAUUAUUUGUCUUUUUUGACAUUGUCUCCAUUUUUGAAAUUCUCACUUUAUUUAAGUAUAUAUUUAUAUAUAUAUAUAUUUAGUUUAUUUACGUCCUUUAAUGAUGAUAAAUAUGUUUUAAAGUAUAUCAGGUAUUAAAAAUGCAAUGAGUUUGAGUUUAGUUUAAAUUCUAAAUAUUAUAGGAGUUAUUUUAUUAGUGUUUUUGAUAUUUGAUGUAAUAGGAAUGCAUUUAUAUUAAAAUAAAAUGGGUUAUUGUGAAGAUUUAAUGAAUUUUUAUGUCAAUAAAGAUUAAUGUUUACUAUAAAAUAAGACUUGGAUAAUUCAUCCAUAUAAUUUCGAAAAUAUUUUAAAUGGAUUAUUAACAUUAUUUUUGGCUGCAUCUUUAGAUGGAUGGGGAGAAAUCAUGUAAGUAUGUUUUAAUGCAAAUGAUUCUAAAUUUGGACCUACACCUCUUAAAACUUAAUGGGCUACUUAUUUAUUUUUUAUAUUAUUUAUUUUUAUUGGAGCUAUGUUUUUUAUGGGAUUCCUUACUGGUGUUCUAUUUACAGAAUUCUAAAAGUAUACUAAAAAAUUAGAAAAUAAGUUUUUGACUAGUGAUCAAUCAUAAUUUCUAAAAAUCUCAGAAUUAAUAUUAAAAUAAAGUCCUGGAUAUAGUAAUCCACCAAAAACACCACUUAGAAGAUUAUGUUACAGAAUUGUUUUUAGUCAAUUAUAUCAUAAAUUCUUUAUAAUUGUAUUAUGUAUAAAUACUAUUGUUUUAUGUUUAUUCUAUUCAGAUGCAUCAUAUGAAUACAUGUCAAAUCUAAAUAAGACUUAUUAAGUAUUAACAGGUGUAUUUGCUCUUGAUACUAUAAUUAAAUUAUUGGCUUAUGGUCCUACUAGAUAUUUUGGUAUUUAUAAUUUUUAAUAUAUAUAUAGCUACUAAUUGGAGAGUUAUUGAAUUGUCUCUUUCGUUUAUAGCUGUAGCUGAUUUUAUCUAUGAUACUUAUUGGGGAUGGUUUACUACUUUCUUAGGUGCUAAUUAAUCUGAUUAAUACUUUACUUUUUAUAGAAUAUUAUUUUGUUUAAGAGACAUUCGUAUUCUAUUGAUUAUUCAGGAAUUUAAAGGAUUAUUAAGAUUAUUAAGAGUGCUAUGGUUUUCAAUGCCAUUAUUAUUAAAAAUCUUAUAUAUUCAAGUCAUAGCUUAAACUACAUAUGCUCUAAUAGGAAAGGAAUUAUUUUCACAUAUUACAAAUGGAUCAGUAAUAGAUGAUAAAUAUGCUAAUUUUAAGAAUUUUAUUAAUUCUGCAUUAUUAAUGUUCAAAUGUACUACAGGUGAUGAUUGGAGAGCUUUACUUAUAGAUUGUUCUACUUAAAAUUAUUUUUGUAAAAGUGAUCCUAAUUAAUGUGGAUCUUCAUGGUCUUUACCAUUCUUUCUUUCAUAUUAUUUAUUUUCAAAUAUUAUCAUUAUGAAUUUAUUUGUAUUAGCCUUAGUAGAUUAAUUUGAAAGUAAUUUAAAUAAUUAUUAUAUAUUAGAUUUCUUUAAUGCCUCAACUAAUGCUAUAUAGACAUUUGUUGAAAAUGUUGAUCAUUUCUGUAAUGUAUGGUGUAAAUAUACAUAUGAUACAAAAGGAACUAAAAUGCAUACUCGUUUUAUAGCUCGAUUUUUAUUAGAUUUACAUGAACCCUUAGGAGCUCUCGAAGGUGAUAAUGUAUGGGAUGCAGCAAAGAGUGCAUCUAAUUUUAGAAUUAGAGCAAAUAAAUAAGGAUAUGUUUAUUUUAAUGAAUUACUUUAUGAAACUAUUCGAUUUGCUUUUAAAGAAAGUGUAUUUAAAUCAGGAUCAUUAAUUGGUAGAUCUCAAAUGAAAUAAUUUGAUAUAUCAAUGAAAAGAAAAAUGAAAGAAAAUAACAUGAAAUCAGAAUAAUAAGAAGAUUAAGAAUAUUUUUAGGAUGAAUAUAGUUCUAAACAUUAAAAUUUCAAUAUUCUUUCGGAAUAUCUUAAUGUAUUGAUUGCUCUUAAAACAUGGGAAGCAUACACUUAAAAACUCAUUGAGAAAACCAAAAAUCUUGAUGAAUACACAGAAUAAACCAGUUCAUCAGAUAAUGAUAAAAAAUAAUCUAUGAAUAUUGGAGCCUCAGUUUCAAGAGCUUCUUAAAAUAGAUUGACUUAAACAAUAGAUUUAGAUGAUCUUAGAGUACAACGAAAUUAUGGCCAUUUAAAUAUUUAUAAGGAAACAAAAUCAUUUCAAUAUUACUAACAUUGCAUAAUAUUAGAACCUAUUAGUAAAUCAUCACCAUAGGAUACAACAAUUUAAAAAUCUCCAUCAAGUUUCCUUGAAAAUUAAAGUAAUAUAUUUUUAUUAAUUCUUUAGAAAAACAUAAUCCAAAGAAAACAAUAAUAAAAAGAUAGUCGUCAUUAUUUAAAUAAAAUGUACAAUCUUUUAAAGAUGUGUUAGAUAAAGUAUUUUGA
Paramecium primaurelia is the source of this 6800-nucleotide messenger RNA. Lineage: Eukaryota; Ciliophora; Oligohymenophorea; Peniculida; Parameciidae. The record is from the annotation of a GenBank genome assembly.